UUUUAUCAAACUCAUGCAAUAAUGUUUUUCAUUAAAGUUUUUGUUAUCUUAACUGUAACUGUUUUACAUGGGAAUGUCAUAGCUAAUGAUACUGACAGUGACACUGACACCAUCAGUGACACUGAGGAUGGUUUAGCUAAUGGCACAGAUUUAAAAAAUGAUUUUAACGCGACACUGUUGGACUUGGCAUCUGCAUCUGGUAAUGGUUUAUUCAGAUUCGGUGAUAGUUAUUAUGAUUUUCACACAGAUCCAGAAUUAUGGGACGAUGCAAGGAAAAUUUGUGACGCCGAAGGAGGUUAUUUAGCAAUACUUAAUUCAGAAUUAGAGGCAUCCAUUUUAGCUGCUGUAUUUAACACACAUCCAUCUUCAAGUCUAGCUGGUUAUAUUCUUGAUAAAGACGUUGCUUUUGUCGGAUUCACUGAUUAUUAUAAGGUUUCUGAGUAUGUGACAAUUCACGGUCAAAAUAUAGAAAAAGUGGGGUAUAAUAAAUGGAGGCAAGGCGAACCUGAUGGUCCUGGAGUUCAAAGGUGUGGAGUUGUAGACCGUAAUGGAUUUAUAUGUAAUGCUUACUGUACUUAUCCUUUAGCCUUUAUCUGCGAAAUACCAGUGUAGUACCUAAUGCUAGUGGUUUUGCUGUAAAUAUCGCAUGGAAGUGAAGUACGGCCUUCAUUUGAAACCAAU
Molecule: messenger RNA, 681 nt
Organism: Chrysoperla carnea
Lineage: Eukaryota; Metazoa; Arthropoda; Insecta; Neuroptera; Chrysopidae
Product: hemolymph lipopolysaccharide-binding protein-like
Exons: 4
Coding region: 22-612 (196 amino acids)
Source: RefSeq, a predicted model, not a curated record